This is a messenger RNA of Marchantia polymorpha subsp. ruderalis, 3373 nucleotides long. The record is from the annotation of a GenBank genome assembly. Lineage: Eukaryota; Viridiplantae; Streptophyta; Marchantiopsida; Marchantiales; Marchantiaceae.
GAUCCCGAGAACAUGCGACGCGAGAAGAUGGCUUCGAGCACCGCUCGUCGAGUGACUGAUUGUGGACAAUGUGGAGUCGAUUCCGAUGCUCGAUGGAUUAGCACGCUAAUGCGAUCCGCCGUGGAGACGUCGUGGCAGCGCUCACCUGCUCUCCAUGCUGCGAGGGGGGCAGAUAUUUGGAAGAGGUGGUGCAGAGGUCCCGUGAAACGGAAAAGGUGAACGCCGGGUCGGUGCCGGUUGACAGAGAGAGACAGAGAGAGACAGAGAGACAUGGAGAGCAGGGGCUGGUGGGCCUGCUGCUGCUGUCGACGGGAGAAGUGCAGGGCGAGUGAGCCUUUAGAGGUUCAAGCGGGGCUCACGGGCAAGCGAGGGACGGAGCGAUUCCGGGAGAGUUCGUCGCUUCUGUUGCCGCUCGUGAGAUUGUUUGAGUUUCCUCGACGAAACGCAUGAACAAAUGGCCAGUCGCUUCGGCCUGCUCUGUGCCACAUGUUGGCCACCCGCAUCUCCACACCCUCUGCACUGUCUGUCGCCCGGAGAUUCCGCGACCGAGCGCCUGCGUGGGUUGAGGAGUGGCGAUUUUUUUUGCCCGAUUCCGUUGAAGCGCUCUCCUGGCUUGCCGCGAACAAUCUGCUGCAGUCUUGAUAAUCGCCGGAGUCAGGAGUUUUCGAGCCCACAUUACAAUGCUGCACACACAAUUAAGGGUGGUAAUCGGCAAUUUAUGAAGGUCGAGGCGAACAAUUUGAUGAGUCGGCUGGCAUUUACAAAGGCACAAGCUGCGAGUCUUGAUGCUGCCAAGACAACUCUCAAUUCUACGUCUGGUAAACCGUCGCCUUUGGGUGUUUCUAAACUGGACGGAGCGGUCAAUUUUGCACUCUUCUCCGAGCACGCGACCAAUGUGACCCUUUGUUUAUAUAUCAAUAUUUCAGACCCAACGAAACCAGGAGAACCAACCGCCGAAAUUGUCCUAGAUCCGCUAAAGAACAAGACUGGCAACGUUUGGCACGUCUGUGUUCAGGACAUUCCUUUGAAAGGUGUACUGUAUGGCUACCGCGUUGACGGACCUAAAGGCUGGGACAAAGGCCAUCGUUUUGAUAACACCAAGGUGCUUAUUGAUCCUUACGCCAAGUAUGUCGAUGGCCGAAGAACUUUCGGCGAUCAUACGAAGAAAAACACUCCUUUUCUUGGAGCAUAUGAUCUUACAUCUGAGAAGUUCAACUGGGGCGAUUCUUACAAACUACCCGCCAUACCAGAGAAUGACUUGGUGAUAUACGAGAUGAACGUUCGGGCUUUCACCGCUGACGAGUCUUCUGGUGUGGACCCAAGAAAGCGUGGAAGCUACCUGGGGCUAAUCGAAAAAAUUCCUCACCUGGUUGAACUUGGUGUGAAUGCGGUGGAGCUUUUGCCCAUAUUUGAGUUCGACGAAUUUGAAUUUCAACGAAUGAAAAAUCCACGUGAUCACUUGAUCAACACUUGGGGUUAUUCCACAAUAAAUUUUUUUGCUCCCAUGACGCGAUAUGGUAGCAACUCGGAGGGCCCUAUCAGAGCAUCUCUGGAGUUGAAACAGAUGGUGAAAGCAUUACACGACGCAAAUAUAGAGGUUAUACUUGACGUCGUCUAUAACCACACCAAUGAAUCAGAUGACAAAACGCCGUAUGUCACAUCAUUCCGUGGAAUCGAUAACCUGGUUUAUUAUAUUGUCGACGUGAAUAGCUAUGUCCAACUUUCGAAUUAUUCUGGAUGCGGAAAUAGUUUUAACUGCAAUCAUCCCCAAGUCAUGGAACUUGUGUUGGCAAGUCUUCGACAUUGGGUUACUGAAUAUCACAUCGACGGUUUCCGCUUUGACUUGGCGAGCUCACUAUGCAGAGAUACUAACGGCGCUCCGCUAUCUUCCCCUCCUCUUAUAAAGGCAAUGGCCCAUGACCCUAUUUUGUCAAGGUGUAAGCUCAUUGCGGAACCCUGGGAUUGUGGUGGUCUUUACCAAGUCGGGGGCUUUCCAAAUUGGGACAGGUGGGCAGAAUGGAAUGGGAUGUACCGGGACGAUCUUCGGCGAUUUAUAAAAGGAGACCCUGGAAUGAAAUCUGCUUUGGCCACUCGUCUUUCUGGUUCUGCCGACCUUUAUCACAAUCAUAACCGAAGGCCUUAUCACGGCAUCAACUUCAUUGUCGCCCACGAUGGAUUUACCCUCUACGACCUAGUCGCUUACAACUCCAAGCACAAUGAAGCGAAUGGUGAACAAGGAAGAGACGGAAGCAACGAUAAUUUCAGCUGGAACUGUGGCGCUGAAGGUGAGACCGACGACGCUGGAGUUAAUGCUUUGCGAAACAGACAACUGAGAAACUUCCAUCUCGCAUUAAUGUUAUCACAGGGAACACCAAUGAUGCUCAUGGGGGAUGAAUACGGACACACACGUUAUGGAAACAACAACAGCUAUGGACAUGAUACAUUCCUCAACAAUUUUCAAUGGAAAAAGUUGGAGGAGAAGAAAAACAACUUGUUUCGAUUUUUCUCUGAGGCUAUCAAAUUUCGUCGCCACCAUCCUCUUCUUGGACGUGAUUGCUUCUUGUCGAAUAGGGAUAUCACAUGGCACGAAGACAAUUGGGGCAAUCACGAUAGCCGUUUUCUGGCUUUUACGCUGCACGCAACGACUUCAAAACCUUGCGGAGAUUUGUAUGCAGCCUUCAAUGCUCACACCUACUUCGUAAAAACUGUCUUGCCACGACCACCGGAUGGCAAACGCUGGUUUAGGGUGGUUGAUACAAACCUUCCAUCUCCAGCUGACUUUGUCUCUGAGGGGGUUGAAGGAGUCGAGGAGAGCUACAACAUAGCACCAUUCUCCAGCAUUCUUCUGCUUGCAAAACCUUGAAACUGAUAUCUUCCUGGUCGGAGAUAGUACAUCAUGUAAAACACCCAUGUGUGCUGUUAUGUAUCUUUUAUACAAGCACGCACCGUUUUUGGCUCUCAUUGUGUGUGGAAUGUGCUCUAUGUAGCCUCCGGAAAUCAACGAUUUACACUAUUUUGUGAGACUAGAGAGCAACGGGAAGUAGUAUAGAUGGUAUGUUCAACUGUACUUAGUACCUGAGAUAUAAACGGAGGAUCUGUAUGCGUUAACCCUUCGUUACUUCUUGGGUUCAAUGUUGGGCUGCCUUUUUAAUGGGUCAUGUUCAGAUAUCUUAAUAUGAGAUCAGUAAUGGUUACCAUAUCCUUAAUGUGUAUCAUGAGUCAGGUUUCCUUAAGUCAUUGCUUUUAGGAUCAAAGCACAUUUUUAAGAUGGGGUAGUCUACCUUUUAUCAAGCAUAUUCUAGAGAAUCGAGAACAAUGAAACCAAAAAUUUUCAAAGGAUUAUCUUGACUAACCUUCAUAAAUCAUACAAAAU